UUUCCGCGCCCAUAUUAAAUCAAAAUCAAAAAAAUCAAAAAGAACCCCCAAAAAACAGUCACUUUACUCAUAUUCACCAACUUCUCCUCACUCCACUACCUCCGCCGCCGGCCACCGUACAUCCGCCAUGGACGACGGCGACAAAAGAGCCCUAGAUCUAGUCAAAGAACUAGUCCACCGCUUACUCUCCACUUCUCCACCUCCCCCCACCCCCAACUCCUUAAACCCUAACCCUAACCUCCCUUCAGAUCAACAGUUCCAUCAAGCUUUAAGAUACGCUAUUCGCAUACUCUCCAGUCGAAUGACACCUUCAAUUGCUGCCGACGAUUCCGCAAUGGCUGAAUCCAUUAAGCGACGGUUAGCUACUCAAGGUAAAUCCUCUGAUGCCCUCACUUUUGCCGAUGUUUAUUCCAAAUUCUCGUCGAAAACGGGACCUGGAAGUGUGAAAAACAAAUGGGCUGUUUUAUAUUUGCUUAAAACUGUCUCUGAAGAUCGUAAAAUUCAAAAACAUCAGUCCAAUAGUGUAGCUUCUAGCGGGUUUUUAAGCUCCGCAUUGUCAGGUGGGUUACCUGAAUUGGUUGGAAGUGAAUCGAAUCAUAAUUUGAAUAAUUUGAAGGGUGAAUUGGGGAAAAUGGAGAAGAGUUAUGGUGAUGGUAGUUUGAGUAAUAAAUUUAAGAAUUUGAAUUGUUUAGGGGAUAAUUCGAGGAGUUUGAGGGGUAGAGGUGAUGUAGGGAAGGGAUGGAGUGGAGGGGUUUUGAUGGUUUAUAAGGAUCCGGAGAACUUGCGAGACAUGGCGUAUAAGGAAUUUGUGGAUUUGUCGAAGGAAGAGAAUGAGGUGUCCGAGGAGGUUUUGGUGAGGGAUGUGUUGUAUGCUUGUCAAGAUGAUGGAAAGUAUGUGAGGUAUGAUAAGAAUGCUGAUGGCUAUGUGUUGCCUGAUUGGAUGAAGGUUCCAAGGGCUACUAGGAGUGUAGUUAGGAAGCUUUGUGAGCUUGGCUGGUUGUUUAGGAAAGUUAAAGGGUAUAUCUCCGAGAGUAUGGAUCAGUUCCCUGCUCAAGAUGUAGGCACCGUUGGACAAGCGUUUUGUGCUGCAUUGCAGGAUGAGCUUUCGGAGUACUAUAAAUUGUUGGCAGUGCUCGAAGGGCAGGCGAUGAAUCCGAUACCGUUGGGUUCGGGGGGUGGAUGUUCAGGGAAUUAUAUGUCUCUAAGAAGACUGUCGGUUUGGUUCGCUGAGCCGAUUGUGAAGAUGAGAUUGAUGGCUGUUUUAGUUGAUAACUGUAAGAGCUUGAAGGGUGGGGCAAUGGCUGGAGCAAUUCACAUGCAUGCUCAGCAUGGUGAUCCACUCGUCAAUGAUUUCAUGAAAAGGCUACUGCGUCGGGUGUGUUCGCCUCUUUUUGAGAUGGUGAGGAGAUGGGUACUUGAAGGAGAGCUUGAAGAUAUAUUUGCUGAGUUUUUCAUUGUGAGUCAAACUGUCAAAGACGAGUCCCUUUGGAGAGAAGGUUACCGCCUUCAUGCUCACAUGCUUCCUGCUUUUAUUUCUCAAUCUCUUGCUAAACAGAUUUUAAGGACUGGCAAGUCAAUCAACUUUCUCAGAGUUUGUUGUGAUGAUCGAGGUUGGGCUGAUGCUGCAACAGAAGCAGCAACAGCUGUUGGAACUACAACCACGAGAGGAAGUCUUGGAUAUGGUGAAACUGAUGCACUUGAAUCUUUGGUUACAGAAGCUGCAAAAAGAAUCGAUAAGCAUUUACUUGAACUCAUGCACAAAAGAUACAUGUUCAAGGAACAUUGUCUUGCCAUUAAGCGCUAUUUGCUUCUCGGUCAAGGUGAUUUUGUACAAUAUCUAAUGGAUAUUGUUGGUCCUGAGCUUUCUGAGCCGGCUAAUACUAUCAGCUCAUUUAAGCUGGCAACCUUGUUGGAGAGUGCUGUCACAUCGUCUAACGCGCAGUAUGAUGGCUGUGAUAUACGGUCUAGAUUAAGGGUUAAGAUGAUGCCACAUAACACUGGAGAUAGAGGGUGGGAUGUAUUUUCUUUGGAAUACGAUGCAGGUGUUCCUUUAAAUACAAUUUUUACAGAGUCUGUAAUGACAAGAUAUAUAAGAGUCUUCAAUUUCUUGUGGAAACUCAGAAGAGUAGAACAUGCACUAACUGGUGCUUGGAAAACCAUGAAACCAAAUUGUAUCACUUCCCAUUUCUUCUCCAAGUUGCCCCAAGCUGUUAAGUUCCAGUUGAUUUUGACAUCAAGAAAGUGUCAAGUUCUUUGGGAUGAGAUGAAUCAUUUUGUUUCUAAUUUGCAGUACUACAUCAUGUUUGAAGUUUUGGAGGUCUCAUGGUCUAAUUUUGUGAAAGAAAUGGAAUUAGCUAAAGACCUUGAUGAUCUUCUUGCUGCGCAUGAAAAGUAUUUAUUUUCAAUUUUAGAGAAGUCUUUGCUUGGAGAACGUUCUCAGGAUCUUAACAAGACACUCUUUGUUUUAUUUGACCUAAUAUUGCGCUUCCGUAGUCAUGCAGAUCGACUCUAUGAAGGCAUUAAUGAGCUGCAAUCAAGGACUGCAGAAUCAUCAACUAAUUCUCGUGAUAAAGUCAAAUCACGGGGAAAAUCAAAUGAUAAAUCGUCAGAACCAGGGUCAUGGCUUGGUGAAGGCCGAAAGGCCUUCACUCAACGUGCUGGAGAAUUCCUCAGAAAUAUGGGAAAUGAUAUAGAUGCGAUCGGAAAGGAUUAUGCAACCAUCUUUGAGGGGUUCAUUUCACAGUUGCCUGUGCAGCAGCACAUUGAUUUGAAGUUUCUCAUGUUUAGGCUCAACUUCACUGAGUUCUAUAGUCAGCUACGCCCAAUUACAAGAGGAAAUCUUUUUUAGCUUCGUCACAAUUACACUUACUGAUUUGCAGUUUGAAAUUUGUAGUGCUCUUUCAUCACCUGCAUCCAGUUAUAGCGAGGAAGAUCUAUGGGAUCCUGCAUAUAAUGCAGAUGUUUCACUGGCUUCUGAAAGUGUUCAGCAUGUUUCCAUUUGUCAAAUAGCUACCAUGCACAUGAUGAAAGACCAUUUGUUGGCCACCUUAACCCAGGCCUAGCAGUUUGUACGUCUUUGUUUGGCUUUAGGCAUUACAUCUUUUCGCAUUUCUCCUGGAAGUUUUUCCUCAUCAGGUUCUCUCAAUUGAGGGGAGAGGAUUGAUUGAUGUUACUAACCAUCGUGCGACAUUGUAGUUCUGUUUGGGGUUCUAUUUGUUUGUUUAUUUUAUUUUUUUUGGCUGCUAUAGCAAGCAGCUCGGAGCUUGUAUAUCUGUAAAUGUAGUUUUUGUUCUAAAAUUAGUAAAUCUUGAUUUGCUGAAUGCUGACUAGCUAAUCAGCUUUUCCUUUUCAAUUGCUUGUACUGUCUCGAUGAUUAGAAGAUAAUGAUAAUUGGGUUUCCAGUUUGUGGCUUCA
Molecule: messenger RNA, 3414 nt
Organism: Nicotiana tabacum (common tobacco)
Lineage: Eukaryota; Viridiplantae; Streptophyta; Magnoliopsida; Solanales; Solanaceae
Product: gamma-tubulin complex component 3-like
Biological process (GO): microtubule nucleation; meiotic cell cycle; spindle assembly
Cellular component (GO): microtubule organizing center; gamma-tubulin complex; spindle pole
Molecular function (GO): microtubule minus-end binding; gamma-tubulin binding
Source: RefSeq, a predicted model, not a curated record